Ectocarpus siliculosus is the source of this 556-nucleotide messenger RNA. The record is from the annotation of a GenBank genome assembly. NCBI's taxonomy places the organism in Eukaryota, Phaeophyceae, Ectocarpales, Ectocarpaceae.
CUUAGCUCUAUAGUCCACAAAAAUGGGGAGCCCGUGGUCCAACGAUGAAGAAGGUUCUUCGUUUGCCUCCCGGCUGCACUGUGCAACCAACGUCGACAACAAUUGAGCGGCGGGUGGUUGUGGUCUCCAUGGUUGGUUGCCCAUCGUUUGUUGCUCAAAAUUCCACCGCGCGCUGGAAAGGUGAGAGGUCGAAUUUUCAUUGGCCAACGAAGACAAACGACGCCAAUCCAUUGAUCGGUCAACUAUUCAAAUAGUUCUAUUUGCAUUGGGUUGGAAUAAUAAGCACUACAUGUGGUGCUGCGAGCGCUGAUUUGAAGUCAAGACAAAAAAUAAAAUAAAAAUGGUCACCUAUCUAUGCAAGACUGACGUCUCUUCAUUGGCCAGAUAUAAAGAAGAGCUGGCGUCUUUUCAUUGCCAGGGAAGUGUUUUUAUUGGUCAGCUCAAGACCAACGUAUUUCCAUUAGUCAGCUAAGACCAACGUCUUGUCAUUGCCGGUGCGUACGGUGCACGCCUUUUUGUCAACCAAGAAAGGUGCACAAUCAAUCGUCGUUCACGG